Molecule: messenger RNA, 2405 nt
Organism: Zingiber officinale
Lineage: Eukaryota; Viridiplantae; Streptophyta; Magnoliopsida; Zingiberales; Zingiberaceae
Product: proline-rich receptor-like protein kinase PERK2
Exons: 8
Coding region: 83-2290 (735 amino acids)
Biological process (GO): protein phosphorylation
Molecular function (GO): protein kinase activity; ATP binding
Source: RefSeq, a predicted model, not a curated record
UCCGUGGAUUAUAGGGAAAAGCGAGCUGAGCAACGCGUAAACUCGUUUCCCGCCCGGCGUCACUCCCGGCUUUGACGCCGCCAUGUCUGCGUCGCCCCCGACGGCCUCGGGCCCCCCGCCGCCGUCCUCGACGCCUCCUCCAGUGGCCUCUGCGCCUCCUCCUCCGACGAAUUCCUCGCCGCCUCCGACGACUUCGAAUGCUGCGCCGCCCCCUUCCAACUCAGCGCCGCCUCCGACGACGCCCAUCCCGCCCCCUCCGGUUUCCAGCCCUCCGCCUAAUUCGGCGUCGCCGCCUCCUACAUCUCCUCCUCCGGCAACUCCUCCGCCGGCGACGUCCCCUCCGCCUACCUCAGCGCCGCCGCCUCCCACCUCUCCUCCUCCAGCAACACCUCCGCCGGCAUCCCCUCCUCCACUAUCGUCGUCGCCGCCGCCCUCUCCUUCGAAUUCCGUUCCUCCCCCUGCCUCCCCUCCGCCCGCCUCUCCGCCGCCGCCCCCUCCUUCGAAUCCCGCUCCUCCCCCUGCCUCCCCUCCGGCCACCUCGCCGUCGCCGCCCCCUCCUUCGAAUCCCGCUCCUCCCCCUGCCUCCCCUCCGGCCGCCUCGCCGCCGCCACCGCUCCUCCCUCCUCGGUCACCGCCUCCACCCCAAGUGGGUCCUCCCUCGCCGGUCCUCUCUCCACCUCCGCCACCCUUGACUCGGUCGCCCCCUCCACCAAUCACUCCUCCGCGUAACGUACCUCCACCGUCGCCGCCACCUUCAUCUCCGCUCACACCAUCUCCACCGUCGCCUCCACUCACACCAUCUCCACCGUCGCCUCCACUCACACCAUCUCCACCGCCAGGUCCGCCACCUCCAUCCUCGAACACCUCAAGCUCGUCGUCCUCAACUGGAGCAAUAGCAGGAGGGGGAGCAGCGGCGGCCGUGGUCCUCGCCCUUUUGCUGGGCGUAUUUUUAUUCCUCUGCCGGAGGAGUCGCCGGCGACGACCUCCGACACCAACAUCUUCCCCACACCCAGACUAUCCAUAUCCUCCUCAUUAUACUCCUUCACCGGUGAAGCUCUCUUCCUCAGAGACAAUGCCUCUUUCAAGUGGACCGAGCCGCCAUUCAGGAUCCCGCCACCCCUCCGGUGAAACUCCAUUAUCGCCCUCUUCCCCAGCCUUCAACCUCAAUUUUGCAAAGAUUAACUUCACUUUCGAAGAACUGGCACGGGCAACCGCAGGAUUCUCCGACGCUAAUAUUCUCGGCAGAGGUGGCUUUGGCCAGGUUUUCAAAGGCACACUCGAUGGCAAGGAAUUCGCCGUCAAGAGAUUGACGGCCGGGAGUGGGCAGGGCGACCGAGAAUUCCUUGCCGAAGUCGAAAAACUCAGUCGUGUUCAUCACAAACACUUGGUGACAUGGGAAGGCUACUGCAUUUCUGGAAGCCAGAGGAUGCUUGUGUAUGAGUAUCUUCCUAACAAGACUCUGGAGUUUCACUUACAUGGGAAGGAUCAGCCGACGAUGGAAUGGUCGAUCAGAGUCAAGAUUGCUGUUGGUUCCGCGAAGGGGUUAGCUUAUCUUCACGAAGAUUGCCGUCCUAAAAUUAUUCACCGUGAUAUCAAGGCUGCCAAUAUUCUCCUUGAUAUGAACUUUGAGCCGAAGGUUUCAGAUUUUGGGCUGGCUAAGUUUCAAGGCGAAGGCGACACACAUGUUUCGACUAGAGUUGUUGGAACCUUCGGGUAUGUGGCACCUGAAUACGCAGUUUCCGGUAAACUAAGCGAUAAGUCUGAUGUCUUUUCUUUCGGAGUAAUGCUGCUGGAAUUGAUCAGUGGAAGACGACCUGUGUUUUCAGGUCAAGGUUACAUGGAUGAGUCUUUGGUUACUUGGGCAAGACCAUUGCUAACACAAGCUGGAAAGGAUGGCAACUAUGAUGCCCUCAUCGACCCAUGUCUUGAGAAAGUCUACGGUCCUAACGAGAUGACACGCAUGGUUGCUUGCGCCGCUGCCUGUGUACGCCAGUCUGCAAAACUUCGGCCGCGAAUGAGUGAGAUUGUUCGGUUCUUGGAAGGGGAGUUACCUCUCGAGGUUUUGCACGGAGAAGUUUUGCCUGGACACAGUGCCAUUGAGAGUUCAUCCAACUCGGAAUUCAUGAGAAGAUUGAGGAGGAUGGCAUUUGGGAAUCCAGAAGAUACAAGCAGCAGCCUUUACAGUGUGAGUGAGUCAAAUGAGAACCAAGAUUCCUCAUUCGUCGACAAUGAUCCAUAUGAGAUAGCAUGGUCGAGGAGAAGCACCAAAGAUUUCAGUUCUGAAGUAUAGGAGAUUGAUUUGAUCUUUGAUUCAUUGUACAGUAUCUUUUCACUCGGGUUGCUCUUCAUCAUUUAUAUGCAAAACAUUGUUCAUUGAAUCAUAGUCUAUAAGAUUCUUCUUCUCA